Messenger RNA from Fusarium sp. VM40, 1506 nucleotides. The record is from the annotation of a GenBank genome assembly. Lineage: Eukaryota; Fungi; Ascomycota; Sordariomycetes; Hypocreales; Nectriaceae.
AUGACAGACUUUCAAGUGAAUGCCACUACGGUGCUGGCACUUGGAGUAUCUCUAAUCACUUUACGUACAAUCUGGGUUAUCAUCUUUCGGCUCUAUUUGUCACCCAUAUCCAGAAUCCCAGGCCCCAGGCUCGCUGCUCUCACUUUCUUCUACGAGUUCUACUACGAUGCCAUCUGUCGGGGACGAUUCCUCUGGAAGAUCCAGGAACUACAUCGCCAGUAUGGCCCUAUUGUGAGAAUCAACCCCUAUGAAGUCCACAUCAAUGACGCAAAUUUCUACGAUGAGAUCUAUGCCAAUGGCCCUCACCGGCCGCGGAACAAGGUCCGCUUCAUGUCGACUCAUGAUGAAAGCAUGUUCGACAGCUUCAAGGCUGAGACUCACAGAGUACGUCGGGCAGCUUUGUCUGGAUCUUUCUCAAAGCAGUCUAUUCGUGCCUUGGAGCCGCGGAUUCUAGACACCAUCAGUCAACUCACCGGCAGAAUGAGCACACUCAACGGAACAGGAGAAGUUGUCAAUCUCAAAGCAUUGUAUAGCGGUCUGACUAUGGAUGUCAUAGCUCAGUACUGUUUUGGGGAGAGUAUGGAUAACAUGAAGCAAGAUAAGUUCGGCAAGGAACUGCUAGACUUUUUCCACGAAAUGCCCCAGGCUCAUCCCAUUGGACGCAUGUUCCCGUGGCUGUUUGAUAUUAUUCAAAAAGUCCCCAUCAGCUUCCUUGCCAAAAUGGAUGCGAAGCUACAACCGCUUGCAGACUACGACAAAAAGAUUUCUGGUCAGAUCUCAGACGUCCUUGCUAAAGAGAAGCAAGACGGUAUCAGGACAGUCUUCCAUGAGAUGCGAGAUAGCAAACAGCUUCCAGAGGCUGACAAAACACUUGAACGCUUCAAGUCAGAGGCAGCAAUUUUUCUCGGUGCUGGAACUGAAACUACUGCUGCAGCACUUACGACCUUGAGCUUUCAUCUGGCGGAGAAUCCAGCUAUGUUGGCGAAGUUGAGGGAGGAGCUCAAGACGGUUAUGGGUGCACCGAUUACGGUGGCUAGGCUGGAGCCGCUGCCAUAUUUGACUGGGGUUAUCCAAGAGGGCAUCAGACUUUCGUUUGGUGUGCCUGGAAGAUCACCGAGAUAUGCCCCAACUGAAGACCUUUGCUACGCCGGUUACAAUCUCCCACGUGGUACCCGUAUGAGCGCAUCAUCCUAUCUCAUCGACACAGAUGAGGAGCACUACCCAGACCCCUUUAAAUUCGACCCUGAGCGGUGGAUGCACGGUAAGGCUAGCCUAAGCCGCCAUUUCGUCCCCUUCUGCAAAGGUAGUCGGCAGUGCAUUGGGAUGAACCUGGCGUAUGCUGAACUGUAUCUUACUGUUGCGACGGUCUUUUCAAGGUUUGACUUGGAGUUGGUUGGGACUUCGCAGAGGGAUGUGGAGAUUGCUCAUGACUUUUUCGUGGGCAUGCCGGCUUUGGAUUCGAAGGGGGUUGUGGCGAGGGUCGUGAAGGAUCUCGGUGGUCAUUAG